Messenger RNA from Anolis sagrei ordinatus, 1358 nucleotides. It is a transcript of the gene MTFR1L, whose product is annotated as mitochondrial fission regulator 1 like. The record is from RefSeq and is a predicted model, not a curated record. Gene Ontology annotation, biological process: mitochondrial fission; aerobic respiration. Lineage: Eukaryota; Metazoa; Chordata; Lepidosauria; Squamata; Anolidae. Gene Ontology annotation, cellular component: mitochondrion.
UAUCUGUUCCCAAACCGGAAGAAGGGCUCAGACGGGCUUCCGGAAGGCGGUGAGAGUGGAAGGUGGUGGAGUUUUUCCUCAGGCUUCGGGCGUGAGCCCUCACGCCAGGUCAGGAAUAACAGCAGGGCUUUGGAUUGCAAAGCUGUCCUCUAUAUCUGUGGAAAAUGUGAACAGAAUCCAACGACGCUUCCAUCAUGAGACGCCACUGAGCUUCUUCUGGUUACCCUGGGAAGUUCACAUUGAGGUGAGAAACAGAUGCAUAUGUUCCCUCAUCUGCAUUCAUAAUAAGCAAAUAAUUUUCUUCACAGGCGAAAUACUAUGAAGCUAGUGCAUACUUUGUGGGACAACAAUUUGGGCCUUUGAUUAAUUUGUAUUUCCGGUUUCAUCUGAAAUGGAAGCAGAUUCGACUAUUCCAAUUUGGCAGAACAAACCACAUGGUUCUUCGCGCAGCUUCGUGAGAAGAAUUGGAACAAAUCUUCCUUUAAAACCGUGCCCAAGAGCAUGCUUUCAGGAGCUACCAAAUGUUUCAGAUCUCUAUUUAAAUGAUACACCUCCAGUCCCUACACUGGCAGAUGUGGCAUGGAUAGCAUCUGAUGAUGAAGAGACAUAUGCUAGAGUCAGGACAGACACUCGUCCGCUAAAGCACAAGUGGAAACCCACCCCGUUUUUCGUCAUUCAGAGGAAUGCUUCUGUCCCGAAUUUGAGAAAACAAGAAGAAAAGUUGUUGGCUUUGAAGAAACCGGGUCUACCUGCUUUGAGUCGGACUACAGACCUCCAGGAAGAGCUGAGUCAUCUGCGGAGCCAGAUCGCAAAGAUUGUUUCUACAGAUUCUGCUUCCACUUCACUAACGCCAGAUUUAUUAUCUCCAGACAAUUCAAUUGUCUCUUCUCCUUUACCUUGUUUUGGAUCCUCAUUCCAAUCUACAACUUCCUUUGUCAUUAGUGACAUCACAGAGGAGGAGGCAGAAUUAGAAAGCCCAGAGCUUCCAUCUGUUUCCAUGCUUUGUUCUGCAACCUCUGAAUGUUGUAAAGCAGACCCAAAGGAUUCGGAUGACGAAGAUUCGGUGUCGCUGUCGAAGGCCAGCAGCUUUGCGGAUAUGAUGGGCAUUCUUAAAGACAUUCAUAGGAUGAAACAGAACAAAGACUUGAACAAAACUUUACUGAAAGAAGAAGAUCCUGCAAUUCUUAUAGCAGAAGUUUUGAGAAGAAAAUUUGCCUUGAAGGAUGAAGACAUAAACGUGAAAAAGAAUUGACAUUAUGCUCGUUUAUUACCUUAUAAAAGCAGAUCCUUGUGCUUCUGAGAUUUUUCUCUACAGUGGCUACCUUCCUCAGAACAUCAAACUUCCCUUAGGGAUUAGA